AUGGGAGUGUUCAAUCUCCUUGAUAAGCCCGUCUUUAGCAGCCGCUUCAAGUUCCCUAUUCAUAUCGCUCAAGUCGUUCUCGUUAUUCUCGCCAUUGCCCUUACGCUUCCUCGUCUGUUCAUUACCAAUGUUCCGCGCACACGAGCAAGCACAUAUGCGUUGGGCAUGUUACAAAGCGCAUGCCAUAAUCAGCUGUAUUGA
Molecule: messenger RNA, 201 nt
Organism: Alternaria arbusti
Lineage: Eukaryota; Fungi; Ascomycota; Dothideomycetes; Pleosporales; Pleosporaceae
Exons: 2
Coding region: 1-201 (66 amino acids)
Source: RefSeq, a predicted model, not a curated record